ACUCUGCUCCUGAUCAUCAGUGAGGACAAGUCUGAGGAGGGCUGGGAACACCUCAUGGGAGCAGAAGGAACAGAUCUCUCUCUCUCUCUUCAUGUUUCAGGAAACAAACAGAUUUAAAGAGCUGCAGAUUCAUGAAUAAGAACCAGUGCUGACUCUGGUUUCUGGAGUAUUUGGAGUGACUCACAUUUUCCAAGGAGGCGAGACGGAAAGGGAAAGAAUCUAAGGAAUAUUUAAAGGUCUCUGGAGAGCAGACUCUGUUUCGGAUGAAAAAGACUCAGAGGAAUGUUUCACCAGAAAUCCAGACUUCACAAAUCCUCUCUCGGACAUGAGGGGAAAGUUAGCGACACAUGCUCACUUCAGGUAUGAUAAUGUGUAUCAUCAGUCUCUGUCAGACGCAGACACACUCACAUAUGAGCCGAGACGUGGAGACGAGGACACGGAUGGACUGUCACACAUGGUUAUCAACGUACACACACGCAGGAACGACAUCAGUGCAGGUAUGUAGAGAGAGAGAGAGACUUCCGAGACUCUGAGUGAUCCGAGUCCAGCUCAGCAAAGUUUCAGACUUCUAUGGAGGAAAAUGCAAAGACUUCUUUCUUCUUAUUAUUCGUUGUUUCCUUUUUGCUUCUUUAAGGACUAAAGUUACAAAGACUGAGAGGCUGUGGUUCUGAUUUGUAGGAUUCAAGGCUUCUCAUGGAUCAUACAUUUUUAUCACGCUCUGAGAAGAUCUUGAGGAUGAAGCCCCUGUAUCUGUUCCCCUCCGGCUUCAGACGGAUUCUCUGAUCAGAAGAUGAGAGGUUGUUUCUGAAGAAUGACUGAAGACAUGUGAGAGGAAACUUCCGACCUUUCAUUUGGGAGACUCUUUUUCUUGUGUUUGCAGACAGGGAUGCACGUGUUUUAUUUCCCUCCGAUCAGCAGAGUCCUUUUGGGUGAACAGCUGCUCUUUUUGUUGUGCUGAAAUCUGCAGAAAGCUAUUUUCGUGUCUCCAUGUGGACGCCAUCAUCUGUUGAGUAUUCUCAGAUGACAAAGAAUGCAGAGUUUCCUCUGAUGUGUUGGAGUAAGAGCGGCUCAUUGAUCCGAGCUCUUUACCUGAUAGAUGGUGUUUUACCUUGGUUCUCUCUUCAGGGGUAAGGAUGAGUAGAGUUUCCUCUCUUUCGCUCCACUCUGACCCAUUUCCGAGGCUGCAGUCCUGAGGUGUGACUGUGAGUGUGUGACUGCAUUGACACCAUGAACCUUCGUGGUUCCAACGUGUCUGAGUUGAUCUCUAACACCGUCAGAGCCAUCACCGCUCUGGAGUCCAACACCCGGCCCCCACGUGUACCCGGCGAGAACACCCUCCGGAUCAAUAACUCGGAGUGUCGAGGAAUCGAUGUGCUGAUGGGAAACUGGUCUCACCAUGCCAUGGGAGGGAUUUACGGCGUGUCUCAGUGUCCCCCCGGCCAGCAGGUGGCAGCACAGAAGAACUGGGCAGCGCUGCUGAUACUGGGCGUCAUCGCCGUCACGGUGAUGGGGAACAUCCUGGUCAUCCUUGCCGUGUCUCUGGAGAAGAAGCUGCAGAACGCCACAAACUACUUCCUCAUGUCGCUGGCAGUGGCUGACAUGCUCCUCGGCAUCCUGGUUAUGCCGGUGUCCAUGGUGACCAUCCUCUACGAUUACGGCUGGCCGCUGCCCUCUGAGCUCUGUCCCAUCUGGAUCUACCUGGACGUCCUGUUCUCCACAGCGUCCAUCAUGCACCUGUGCGCUAUCUCUCUGGACCGAUACAUCGGCAUCAGGAACCCCAUCCACCACAGCCGCUUCAACUCCCACACCAAGGCACGACUCAAGAUCAUGGCAGUGUGGACCAUCUCCGUGGGGAUUUCAAUGCCCAUCCCCGUGCUGGGCCUCAGAGAUCACUCCAAGGUGUUCAAAGAUGGCAGCUGCCUGCUGACGGAUAACAACUUUGUGCUGGUGGGCUCCUUCGUAGCCUUCUUCGUGCCACUCACCAUCAUGGUCGUCACCUAUUUCCUGACCAUCAACGCGCUGCAGAACGAGGCCACCCUGUGUCUGGACCAGCUGGUCCCCCGGCCUAAAUGGAGCACCACAUUCACGCUGAGCUUCUUACCGCAGACCUCACUGUCCUCUGAGAAACUCUUCAGACGCUCCAUAAGCCGCGAGGCCGGAGGGAGGGGGAGCAGCGGCAGGCUCAGCGGCCCCAGAGAGAGUGUCAGCGGCUCUCUGUUUGGACGCCGCACCAUGCAGUCCAUCAGCAACGAGCAGAAGGCGUCCAAAGUCCUCGGGGUGGUGUUUUUCCUCUUCGUGGUCAUGUGGUGUCCGUUCUUCAUCACCAAUGUGCUCGUGGUGGUGUGUGACCCUGCUGUGUGCGACGCAGGGCUCAUGGGAGGCCUGCUGAAUGUGUUUGUCUGGGUGGGGUAUAUGUCCUCAGCAGUCAACCCGCUGGUCUACACACUCUUUAAUAAAACGUACAGAGCGGCAUUCCUCAGAUACGUCCGCUGUCAGUACUCGCCAGAGAAGAAACCUCUGCAACUCAUCCUGGUGAACACCAUCCCGCCGCUCGCCUACAGCUCCACGCAGCUGCAACUCAGCGGCAACGGGAGGAUACGGAACGGAGUGAAGGACUUCUCUUUACCGGGACAGGACUCAGAGAAACACAAGCUAGACAAGAGUCACGGAGAGAGGGACGAGAGCUGUGUUUGAGCGUCUGGAGUAAAUUCAUGGUGCAUUCAGGAAGAGAUUAACCCUUCGUGGUAACGUUACAUCAAGGAGGGAGGAGGAAGGUCAAAGUGCCAAAGACGAAGUGCCUCACAGUCAGGGUGUUAGAGACACUGAGGUCAGGAGGGAGAAAAUUAAAACAUUCAUGAUGCAGUACUUUUUAACGGAUUAGUUUAAGACAGUCAACAGAUCAGAUUAGCCAAGUUUACUUCAAUGAAACCUCUAGAAUGAUGUUUCUCUCGUCUGCUGAAGUUUCUGGUCUCUUUGUCAGCGAGACGAAGCAUCUAUUUUCAUUUUUAGGUGAGUAAGUCGAAUGAGACAGGUAGAGGUAGGACGGUCCGUGCAGACGAUGUGAGACACUUAGAGCACAUGACCCCUUCUAUAAGAAACCCAGACGUAUGUAGACUCUGGCUGCUAGGCUGUGACCUCAGCUCACCUCCCCUCGUCGGUCAGGUGUCCUCUGUCUCACGUCACACCUUGCAGAUGGAUCAGGAGGGAUUAGACUGGACACCUUACCAGCUGCUGGUGUGUGAGAAGGAGAUCCAGGAUGAGCCGGACUCUGCAGGACUCCGGAUCAACCAGCCGCAAUGAGGAGAGGAGACGCCUGCCUCUUCUGUGAAUUCUGCUGAAGAUGAACAGUGAAUAUACUUUUCAUGUUUGUGAUAAUAACGUUUCAGAGACGACAUAAAUAAAUCUAUAUUUGUAUUUGGUGCAGAUUAAUGUGAACACACAUACAUGAUUGUUAAAAAGAUUUAUUCAGGAUUCUGAUCUGAUGCAGUAUGCAGACUGGAGCAAGAUUAAUGAAGAGGUUUGUUUCUCACCUUUAUUGUGUUCUUUGAGACCAUCAGUGCACAAACUGGGAUUGUGUUUAAGAGCCAUCAGGGUGUUUCUCCUUCAGUUUUUACAUGAGGUCCGUUAGUUGGAUUCCACAUGUUUGUAUGUUAUUUUAAAAUGUGCUGAAAUGGAUUUACUGUCUCAGAAUAAAGAAAGAUUCGGAUAAAUGUGUGAUCAGGAUGCAUUAAAACCAGAAGAGCAGAUUUGGACUUGCUCUCUUCAGAUUGGAGGCUCAUUAUAAACUUGAGAAUGUUUUUAGGAAAGCAAAUCUCUGCAAAAACGUCUCUGAGUUUUCCAAAAAGCAAAGAUGUCCGUGUGUGAGGAUUCCUGUCUGAAAUGCUGAUGGACAAAGACAUAACUUUGACCUCACAGAACCUGGGAUUUGUUGGUCUACCUCUUCCUCAGUCCGAUUUUGUGUUAUUGGAUAAGUUUGGUGUUUUAAACAGAUUAGAUCUAAUGAUGAAUCUUCACAACACAGAAACUGAUCGUCCAGCCCACAGCUUUAGUUACACAUCAGUCACAUUUCAUCUGCCCAACAAGGCGGUCCCUUCCUUUGGGGGAAGGGGCGCGAGUGAAUUACAUAUACAAUUAAUUUAAAGAUGCGAGUUCUUGCAAAUUAUUUGAGCCAGUGGAGAAGCAAAUUUGCUUAUUUGCGAGAGUUGAAAAAUCUGAAUGUGAUAGCCAAUCAGCAUGCAGAUCCUCCAGUGACAUAUGUUGUGAUGUACGGACCGGUGGACCUCCUCCUUCUUUCUGAUAAGAAGCCGUAAGUAACUUAGUAUACUGGAGGGAGGGGGGGGGGGGGGGGGGUUGUGUUGAGCUCCCUGGAAGUUGUAGCAUGCUGCACAGCUAAUCCAGCAUACUGUUUUUACAUUUGUUAAUAAAGGGUUAAAUCGAUGGAACAAGUUGAGGAAGGGGUAGAUCAAGCGGUAACCUCCGGCAAGCUGAGAAAUUAAGCCGAGGCGAGGCGAGGUGCUAAAAACUGCAGUUCCUCCAGUGUCCACUUGUGGCUGGAUCCGGAAACACCGGAAACCACAUACACACCCAUUCAAAGAAACAAUCUUUACAGCAGAAAUAAACAGAUGUUUAAGGUUCUGGUUCUGUAUCAUGAAAACAUGGCAAAUUUCUGCUGAUGUGACUUCAGAUCCACAAAGUAAACCUGGUGUGUUUUUUUAAUCCUGGUGUCUAUUUUGGAAAUUUGAUGUUUUCUGGUGAAAGUCACGUUUCUUUUGUAUGUCGACUGUGUGAAACAGUUCAUUGGUUUCAUCGUUUUUGAAUAAAAGUCAAAAGGAGA
Notolabrus celidotus (New Zealand spotty) is the source of this 4834-nucleotide messenger RNA. RefSeq names its product 5-hydroxytryptamine (serotonin) receptor 2A, genome duplicate a (gene htr2aa). The record is from RefSeq and is a predicted model, not a curated record. NCBI's taxonomy places the organism in Eukaryota, Metazoa, Chordata, Actinopteri, Labriformes, Labridae. The coding region runs from base 1228 to 2694 and encodes 488 amino acids. Gene Ontology annotation, molecular function: neurotransmitter receptor activity; G protein-coupled serotonin receptor activity. The transcript has 3 exons. Gene Ontology annotation, biological process: chemical synaptic transmission; G protein-coupled receptor signaling pathway, coupled to cyclic nucleotide second messenger. Gene Ontology annotation, cellular component: dendrite; plasma membrane.